Messenger RNA from Anopheles coustani, 1797 nucleotides. Its product is annotated as sodium-coupled monocarboxylate transporter 1-like. The transcript has 7 exons. Gene Ontology annotation, molecular function: symporter activity. NCBI's taxonomy places the organism in Eukaryota, Metazoa, Arthropoda, Insecta, Diptera, Culicidae. Gene Ontology annotation, biological process: sodium ion transport; transmembrane transport. Gene Ontology annotation, cellular component: membrane. The record is from RefSeq and is a predicted model, not a curated record. Bases 1 to 1797 code for a protein of 598 amino acids.
AUGGGUGCACAAGUGCCAAUCGCGGAAGAUGGAACGUCACCGGUGGAGCAGCAGCAACAGCAGCUACUCUUCUCCGUGGUCGAUUAUGUCAUCUUUUUCUCAAUGCUGGGCCUUUCCGCCCUGAUCGGCGUGUACUAUGGGUUCUUCGCCAAGCAGAAGCAAAACAAUACCGCCGAGUAUCUGCUCGGUAGCAAGCAGAUGAAGGUGUUUCCGGUGGCGAUGUCGAUGACGGCAACACACAUUUCGGCCAUCACAAUGCUCGGCGUGCCGGCUGAGAUGUACAAGUAUGGAAUCCAGUACUGGGCUUGCUCGAUCUCGGGCCUGAUCGUCACCAUCUUUAUGGUGUACGUCUUCUUGCCGGUCUUUCACGAGCUGCAGACGCUGUCCUGCUAUGGCUACAUCGAGCAGCGUUUCGACAAGCGCACUCGCGGGUUGGCAAGUGGCUUGUUCCUGUUCUACUGCCUUCUAAACACACCAGUGAUCAUUUACGCACCCGCCAUUGCCUUCAGUCAAGUUACCGGUAUCAAUGUCCACAUCAUUACACCGAUGAUUUGCUGUAUCUGCAUAUUCUACACCACCUUCGGGGGCAUACGCGCCGUAAUCUGGACCGAUACGUUACAAUUCGGCGCCAUGAUUUGCGCACUGUGCGUCGUCAUGACCCUCGGCACACUGCAACUGGGUGGAGUCGUGAACGUGUUCGAACUGGCCGAAGCUGGCGGUCGUCUGAUUUGGUUUAACAUGAACCCGGACCCGUACCUACGAUCCUCGUUCUGGCUGGUGUCGGUGGGACUCACUUCCAUGUGGAUCUCGAACAUCGGUGUGACGCCGGAGUGUGUGCAGCGCUUUUUGACCAUUCCGGAUAUUUCCAGUGCCAAAAAAGCUGUCUGGAUCUUUGGCGUGGGCCAUAUAGUGGUGAAACUGUGCUCCGUCUACAACGGGCUGCUAAUAUUCGGCAAGUACCACGACUGCGAUCCCAUCCACGAUGGUACGGUGCAGAAGUACGAUCAGAUCUUCGCCUUCUACGUCCUUGAUGUGGCACGCAAGAUCCCGGGCCUGCCAGGACUGUUCGUGGUGGGCAUCUUCUCAGCCGCCCUGUCGUCGCUAUCCACCAGCAUGAACACACUUUCCGGCACGCUGUUCGAAGACUUUGUGCAGCCGAGGUUCUCGUUCAAGGACGAAACGGCAAGCACGAUCGUGAAGUGCAUGGUCGUGACGAUCGGCGUGAUCUGUCUGCUGCUGGUGUUCGUCGUCGAGCAGCUGGGCAGCAUCUUUAGUCUUGCGAUCUCGGUGUCCGGUGUCACCUCGGGUACGAUGCUGGGCAUCUUCUUUCUCGGCAUGUUCUCACCGCACGUCAACGGACGUGGAGCGUUCUGGGGAGCGAUCGCGUCGCUCGUUUCGCUUAGUGCGAUAGCCGUCGGCGCACAGCUUGAGAUUCUCGGCGGACACCUGAAGUACGAAAGCUUACCGUUCCGCUACGAUGGCUGCGAAGGGUUUAAUGCGACGGGUACGGAAACGAGAACGUUCUAUCGGGACGCCGAAAACCACGACAACUCCGAGGUGCCGUGGGUGUUCCGCCUCGGAUUCAUGUACUACUCGCUGCUGGGCACAAUCAUCGUCGUUGUCGUAGGCAUUGCAGUUAGCAUGGCCACCGGUGGCCAGAAGGAGCGCGUUCCCAUGAACCUCCUGACACCGUGGGUUCGACCACUGUACCAGACGUUGGACCACACGCCGGAGAAGGGCGAGUACAAGCUCACGCGAAGCUACGAAAUGACCGAAAUAGAGAAAAUUCCUAAAUGA